Molecule: messenger RNA, 529 nt
Organism: Aspergillus brunneoviolaceus CBS 621.78
Lineage: Eukaryota; Fungi; Ascomycota; Eurotiomycetes; Eurotiales; Aspergillaceae
Product: LYR motif-containing protein 2
Exons: 5
Coding region: 71-379 (102 amino acids)
Cellular component (GO): mitochondrion
Source: RefSeq, a predicted model, not a curated record
CAUCGAGACAUACUAGAUUUGUUGGGUGACCCUACCGGUACAAAGAUUAAUCGCAUAGUCCCUAGCAACAAUGCGGACUACAUUACGACUUCUGGCAUCUAUUUCGCAGAACCAGUCUUCCAAGCUUAAAAAACCGACUAUUGGCCUUGAUCAUUUCAUUCAAAGACAGCGGGUUCUUGCCUUUUGGCGCGAGAUAGUCAGAGCCUUGAAUUCAAUCCCCCAUUCACCAACUCGCGAGGAGCUGCGCAAUUAUGCUCGCAACGAGUUUGAGCGCCAUCGAGAUGUGACAGACCUGCAACAUAUUCGAUACCUGCUUUCAACUGGCAAAGCGGAGUUCGAAACAAUGAGGAGAUACAUUGACGAGCAGAUCGCCGGUUGAGCUGGCCAACCGACAUGUAAUGCAAGUAAGGUAGGGAAGAGUAGCUAGCGGAGAGUGUGCAUUUUCCUUCAAAACAGUGAGAAUAUAUGUAUGUACAAUGAGAUAUGAUACCCAGACACAUCGGCGAAAAUCAAUUAGAAAACGUUCCCC